ACCUACUGUUUCUCUCCAACGCUGAACAUGUUUCUUAGUUGUGAUACGUUGUUUCGGUGUGAUUAAUGAUGACCUUCAAACCUCAGCUUUGUUUUGAGCCUGAGAACUAACGCUACUAUACCCCCUCAGCCUCCGACGCCUCUUAUCGUCCCCGUCUGAGACCCACACACACCGUUCCCAGGUUAUAUUAUUGUGUCGUUACUACGUCGUACUAACUAACAUUUGCGGUGUCGCUGAAAUUAAAGUAGAAAAAGCUAGCGACAAUGGGAGGGUCUGACCAUGAAGAUGACUCCGAUCACGGUGCCAAGGCUUCUUAUGCGACUGAGGAGGAUGAAGAGUUCGUUCAGAUGGGUCCUAAGUGCAGUAUCAAGGAACAUCUUGAGAUGGACAAGGACGAUGAAAGCUUAAGGAGGUGGAAAGAACAGCUUCUCGGGAGCGUCGAAAUCAAUCCAGAAGCACAAGAACCUGAUGUGAAGGUUAUGAGCCUCACAAUUAUCUCUGCUGGAAGGCCUGAUAUAGUUCUUCAGAUUCCUGAGAAUGGGCGGAACCCAGAAGGCCUGUGGUUUACCUUAAAAGAAGGCAGCAAAUAUCGGCUCAGAUUCGCCAUCAAGGUCAGCAACGAGAUUGUUUGCGGCCUCAAGUACAUUAACUAUGUCUGGAAAACCGGAAUCAAAGUUGACAGCUCUAAAGAGAUGCUGGGAACGUUUAGCCCUCAAGUGGAGUCAUAUAUACAUGAGAUGCCAGAAGAGAAUACUCCCUCUGGCAUGUUUGCUAGAGGAACAUAUUCUGCAAGAACUAAGUUCAUAGACGAUGACAAAAAGGUCUAUUUGGACAUCACCUACACCUUUGACAUUCAGAAGGAGUGGGCAGAAACAUCAUAGGACGGAGAAGAAACAGAUCAGAUGGUGAUUUUGAUCACUGUUAUCAAGUUAGGAACAUGGAGUCCCUAUCUCGCUGCUCCUUUUUACUACAUCCCCUAGUACUUAUUCUCUGUUAAUUAGGUUUUUUCUUAAUUUUUACAAAACUCUCUUUAUUCUUUCACUGAAGGGCUAUCUUCUGCCUUCACACCUUAUAAAAACAUGCAUUGAAUUCAUUAUUUUUUUUUUUGGAAUUUUUAUGAUCAGUGUUUGUUGU
Messenger RNA from Ipomoea nil (Japanese morning glory), 1134 nucleotides. RefSeq names its product rho GDP-dissociation inhibitor 1-like. Lineage: Eukaryota; Viridiplantae; Streptophyta; Magnoliopsida; Solanales; Convolvulaceae. Gene Ontology annotation, cellular component: cytosol; cytoplasm; membrane. Bases 264 to 881 code for a protein of 205 amino acids. The transcript is spliced from 4 exons. Gene Ontology annotation, biological process: Rho protein signal transduction. Gene Ontology annotation, molecular function: Rho GDP-dissociation inhibitor activity; protein binding. The record is from RefSeq and is a predicted model, not a curated record.